UCCCGCCUUGCUCCCCUUUUCCCCCUUCCCCCCCCUGCAGCGCGGUGGCUGACUAGCUCCAGCGGUCGGCGGAGUGGGCGCGCGCCGGGGUCGCGCGGCAGCCGAAGGGGGCGGGCGCGCGCAGGAGGAGUGGAGGCGUAGGGGGGCGGGGGACCGCUCGCUUGCUCGCAAGAUGGCGGACGAGGACGGGGAAGGGAUUCACCCCUCAGCCCCGCACCGGAAUGGAGGCAGCGGCGGGGGGUCUGGGCUCCACUGCGCCGGGAACGGUGGCGGGGGAGGCGGCGGCCCGCGGGUCGUGCGCAUUGUCAAGUCCGAAUCCGGCUACGGCUUCAACGUGCGGGGCCAAGUGAGCGAGGGCGGGCAACUGCGGAGCAUCAACGGGGAGCUGUACGCGCCGCUGCAGCAUGUGAGCGCCGUGCUGCCCGGGGGGGCGGCCGACCGGGCCGGGGUGCGCAAGGGGGACCGCAUCCUGGAGGUGAACGGCGUGAAUGUUGAGGGGGCGACACACAAGCAGGUGGUGGACCUGAUCCGAGCAGGCGAGAAGGAAUUGAUCUUGACAGUGUUGUCUGUACCUCCUCAUGAGGCUGAUAACCUAGAUCCCAGUGACGACUCCUUGGGACAAUCAUUUUAUGAUUACACAGAAAAGCAAGCAGUGCCCAUAUCGGUCCCCACAUACAAACAUGUGGAGCAGAAUGGUGAGAAGUUUGUGGUAUACAAUGUUUACAUGGCCGGGAGGCAGCUGUGUUCUAAGCGGUACCGGGAGUUUGCCAUACUGCACCAAAACCUGAAGAGAGAGUUUGCCAACUUUACAUUUCCUCGACUUCCAGGAAAGUGGCCAUUCUCAUUAUCAGAACAACAAUUAGAUGCUCGGCGUCGGGGGUUGGAAGAAUAUCUAGAAAAAGUGUGUUCAAUUCGAGUCAUUGGUGAAAGCGACAUCAUGCAGGAAUUCCUGUCUGAAUCUGAUGAGAAUUACAAUGGUGUGUCUGAUGUCGAGCUGAGAGUAGCAUUACCGGAUGGAACAGCUGUUACUGUCAGAGUUAAAAAGAACAGUACUACAGACCAAGUGUACCAGGCUAUUGCAGCAAAGGUUGGCAUGGACAGUACAACAGUGAAUUACUUUGCCUUAUUUGAAGUGAUCAAUCAUUCCUUUGUACGUAAGCUGGCACCUAAUGAAUUUCCUCAUAAACUCUACGUCCAGAAUUAUACGUCAGCUGUGCCAGGCACCUGCCUGACCAUUCGCAAGUGGCUCUUUACAACAGAAGAAGAAGUCCUCUUAAAUGACAAUGACCUUGCUGUUACAUACUUCUUUCAUCAGGCUGUUGAUGAUGUAAAGAAAGGUUACAUUAAAGCAGAGGAGAAAUCUUACCAGUUACAGAAGCUGUAUGAACAGAGGAAGAUGGUCAUGUACCUCAACAUGCUAAGGACCUGCGAGGGGUACAAUGAGAUCAUCUUCCCUCACUGCGCCUGCGACUCCAGGAGGAAGGGCCAUGUGAUCACAGCCAUCAGCAUCACGCACUUCAAACUUCAUGCCUGCACUGAAGAAGGGCAGCUGGAGAACCAGGUAAUAGCGUUUGAAUGGGAUGAGAUGCAGCGAUGGGACACAGAUGAAGAAGGAAUGGCCUUCUGUUUUGAAUAUGCGCGAGGAGAGAAGAAGCCUCGAUGGGUUAAAAUCUUCACACCAUAUUUCAAUUACAUGCAUGAAUGCUUUGAGAGGGUGUUCUGCGAGCUCAAGUGGAGAAAAGAGGAAUAUUAGUUAGAGACUGAUUAUCCCAUGUGAGCCAGGACAUUCUCCCAGCGAGGCUGGCCUCUGGAUGGUGAAUGGGCAAAAAAGCCCUGCUUCUCCCCUUGUGUAGAGGGUGGACACUGGCUGCAGGCUCUCCCGUCUCUCAUGACCUCAUGGACCCUCUUCUGCCUGUUUGUUUGAUUUUUAAUGUUGUUGUUUGUUUGUUUUUUAAUUAAAUAACCCUCCAUGCUGUUCCUGACCCAGGAGAGCGCCUGUCCAGAAUUUAGCUAUCUGACUGGAUCAGUCACAGUAGAGUCUUUCUUCACUAACCAAGAGCAUAAAUGUGGAGGAAAUUCUUUGCUACUGUUGUUUAUAGGUGUCAGUGUUGGAGCAGAAUUUAGAAGACUCUGUCUAAAUACUUAGCUACUUAUUCUCAAAGAAAUCAGAAAAUGAAGAAGUAUAGUCAGUCACAUGGAAGUUGGUGUUCUUGCUAUAGUAGAAAGAACACUGGGCUCUGGAAGUCAUCUGGAAUCCUCCUGCUGCUUUUAUCUGUGAUUUUAGGCAUAGCAGCCUCCUCAGAUCUGAUUGUCUAUUUUGUAGAAGAGGAAGACUGAGCCAGGUGGUCCAUAUCCAGAGUCCUCUGUACUCUGACGGCUGUGCUUCCGAUGGAUGGUUGAGUCUGGCUGACAGCCGAGUUGGCUGCCCCUGUUGUGCUGUCUCCAGAGUGGAGGCCGUGCUGCUCCUCAGUAACGCUUCUUUUUUUUUUUUUCCUUUCAGAAUAUUUUCCAGAUGGCGAGGUCACAGCAGAGGGAUGUGGCCACCUAGCCUUUCCUCAUCCCUCCUUCCCUUUGCCCUCAGCCUCUUAGCCUUUUCAUCUCCCAUGUCAGACAGUAACCAUUAACAAAAAAGAAGAAAAAAAGGAAAAAAAGUCAUUAUAUCCCAAAGUCCUAAGCUAAAUAUUAUUAAUAACUUCCUGUGUUUUGCGUCUCUGGGACUGAGCUGGGAGAGAGCAGCAGGUUGAGAAUGCCAGACGUCCACUGAUCUCAGACAGACACACGCCCAACCAGCUCGCCAAAGGCAGCUUUGUCAUUUUACCCGGGCCUCAUACCAACAGACUCUCCUUGUACUAUAUUUUUAAACUGGAACUAUGAACUCCAUCCAUUUGCACUGUUCAAGCAUAUAUAUGUAUGUAUGUAUGUAAAAAAUUAUAUAUACACAAAUUAGCUGCACGUAUAUACAUAUAUAUAUUUCUUUUUAAAUUUCAUAUUGAUGGCAGUACCUUUUUUAGCUUGUGUUUUUACACACCUUUCACUGAAUUCAUGACCUCUCUCUCUUGCUCUCUUUAUUUUGAAACAAACUUUAAAAAGGAAAAAAAAAUACAGGGAAAAUACCUCUCCUCAAGAAGGACUCGAAAAGUUUACAACCUGCUUGGGUUUUCUUCCCUUUUUUGUAUUGAGUACAGUUUCUGGCUGUUGGUUUGCCAUAGAGUCUGAGGAGUGAGGAGUGUAGUAUCUUUAUCUGCAAGAGGGUGCUGAGGAUGAGAAAGGCUGUUUCUCAAGAGCAGUGAGGCUGCAGGGAGUCUAACGACCUGGAGUCUCAAUUCUAAGUCAUUUUCCUGGUCCAUCAGUCAACUUUGAGUCCAUCCUGCAUCUCCUUCCUGUUUCUUUAGGGUCUUUUAUAUGCUUCCUUUCACCUGACCCAAGACAGUUGAGGGUAAUCUGAGGAAGCUGUUACCAUAGGAAACUGCAACACUUCUCUUCUGCAGCAAGGAUCAUUUUAGGAGCAAAGCUUGACAUCUGAGGCACAGAGGUUGGGCAUAUGGAGGGAAGGAAGGAAGCAAUGCCUCGUAUUUAUAAGGGCCUUCCCUCCUCUGUUCCUGUCCAGUAACCAUCUAUAUUUAAUAUCCUCAUGAGUUCUUUAAACAGUUGUGUGUGGAGGGAGUGUCUUGGAUAAGCUUAGAGUCUGGGUCUCUGCCAACCAAAUCAGAGCCCCGUUCAUGACAGCUCAGGGCCCAAGAAGUGGAAAUAUGGUCGAUUUUGUUGACCACCACCAUUUACUUCAAAGGAGACUGAAGAGAAAUCUCUUAAAGAGUUCUUUACCUGGAGCUGGGCCUGGGGCUGGGCCAGGGCCUGGGGCUGGUUCAGUUGGUAGAGUGCUUACAUGGCAUGCAAAAAGCCUUAAGUUCCAUCCCCAGCACCACUUAAAACUUGGGGUGUUGUAGUGCACACCUGUAAUCUCAGCACUUGGAGGGGAAUGCAGGAAACUCAGAAUUUUCAAGUUCACCCCUCUGCUACCUAAUGAGUUCAAGGCUAUCCUGGAUCACAUAUCUCAAAAGUAGAAGAGUUCCUUACCUGCUCCUGCACUUAGACCUCCUGGGACCUAAAAGUCAUUGGGACAGAGGCCAGACUGGCACUAGAGUAAUAUUCUCAAACCUUGAGUUCUUGUGUAAGGAACGCUCAGGUUAGGUACAACUAAAACACAUCUUUGAAACUUUGUAUCUACUUUACCUUCGAUAUUGAAGCCUCCGUAGGCUGUGUCUUUGGCUUCAUGUCGCUGAAAGGCAGCAGAAUUGGAUGUCCUUUGGUAGUGUUGGAUUUGGUUUCAAGUUGCUUUCAUGCCGUGGCUUUGCAGAGCAUUAUGAGCCACUUCUCUGUCUCCAUUAUUCUGGCAGCCACUUGCCCCAGGAAGGUGUGAACCUUUUAGGACAGACAGCCUGUUCCUUCCCUCUCCAAACUUGUGGGACCACAAAGUACAAAAUAUGGUGAGUGUUUAAAGGUGAAGAGGGUAAUACCUGAUUUGAAGACUUUAAUCAGGGUCAACUCUCCCUGUUGGCUUUAAUGAGUCUGAGUACCUUAAGAGAGAGCAAAUUGAUUUCUUCUCCAAGAUGCUCUGGAGGCCAGCUAUGUUCAAACUGUAAAAACAGCAACAUUGCAGCCCACUCCCUCAGGGGGAGAGCCUAUCCUACAGCCUUCCAGAGUAAAGACAGGGCUUUAGAGGUCCUGAAGAGUCAGCCCCACAUGUGUUGGAGUUAACAGAAUCUAUGUAGGAACAUCCUAUUUUAGGUAGUCUGCUACCAAAACACCCAGCUGCAGCAGGGAGACAGGGGAAGAGGGCGGUCCCAAAGGCUCCCAGUGGGGCUGCAGUGAUGGAGGAGGAGGUCACUAUGGCCUAGAGGCCCACAGGAUCAAGUUCUUUUGCAUGAAGCUGUGUUAGAUGUAAGUACUCCCUCCCCCAAGCCCCUGCGCUUCCUUUCUCUAAUCCCUUCUAUGUUUCUUAGUCCUGGCUUCUGCCUAGGGAGGCAUCUACAGUUUUCUUGGGCAGUUUGUCUCUGGGAAAGGGAUUUCCCUUCCCAGCUUCCUGGUCUCCAGUUGUCGUUUCCUCCACGCCGAGUUUCUGUUCUCUGAGACUAAAACUCAGAAAUUUUUAUGGAGCAGGAAAAUACUUAGGCCCUGAGAAGCCUGGUGCUCUAGGAAACUUUGCUCGGGCAGUGCGUUGAGCUUGCUGCUCUUUGUAUUUUUAUUCUGGUCUCCGUUUUUCAGCCUUGCCUUUGCCCUUGCCCUUGCCGAGGCCUAAGCUCAGCACAGCUACAGAUGUGUCAGUGUGUUCAGGGCAGCUCCCAGGCCUUGACAGAGCUCUCAGGGAGGAACAAGGUAAAUGAUCUAGCAUCCUCUUGCCUGGCCCAUUUAAUUUUAUCUUUUAGUUACCUGGGCCAGUAGCUUUGAAUUAUCCCCCUUCAUUGCUCCAAACCUGAUGCCUGAAGCACCAAAAUAGGGCACUGAUAAGAGGGAGCGCCUCUCUUAUCUCAGAAUUUCCAGCUUAAGGGCCAGCUCCUAGAAAGCAGUUUUCUUAAAGGGACCUACAUACAUUUGAGUUGAGCUAAAGUUUCCAGGAAUGGAGGCCCUUUCUGCCCUCCUGUCUAUUAUGCUGUCUGGAGGGACAGCCUCAGCACACCGAUGCUCCUUCACCAGUUGUAUGGGUUGCUUUAACUUUUUUUGGAGGAGCAGCAGUGUGGGUGAAUACUUAGAACUAGUGGGAGGGAGAAGGCUUCAGUCCUCCAUCUUGGGUUCCUCUUACUCUAACCCUCAGCGUAUCUGCCAGGCCUUCUUUACCUGGAUAGCAGCAACUUCUUUCUCAGCAGUAACUGAGGGUGCAUGGAAAUAAGGCUCUGGGGAGGAGCGAGACUGAAGAGGGACUGAUCCUGGUAGGAGCACUUGGCCAGCUGCUGACCAUGGGUGCCAACUUGUCAUGCCUCUUCUAAGCUGGUGAGCUGGGCUUCAGUUUUUCCCAGGCCAUGCACAUUUUUAAUUUAUUUGAGAGAAACUAAUUGUAUUUUCACUGCAGUAUCUUGUACUUUUAUUUGUGAUUUAUGAAAUGUGAAGAGAAAAUGCAGAGACCCACUGGCUCCAGUGUUUCUCCAGCCCCUGCUCUAGAGCUAACCACUCUAAGAUUGUUUGGUAAUGUCACUUAGUGUAAUUAAUUGUAACAUAUUCUUUUAAAUAAAUUGAUUUAUUGAUGAAACAA
This is a messenger RNA of Grammomys surdaster, 6244 nucleotides long. It is a transcript of the gene Snx27, whose product is annotated as sorting nexin 27. Gene Ontology annotation, cellular component: early endosome. Bases 173 to 1753 code for a protein of 526 amino acids. Gene Ontology annotation, biological process: intracellular protein transport; signal transduction. Lineage: Eukaryota; Metazoa; Chordata; Mammalia; Rodentia; Muridae. The transcript has 12 exons. Gene Ontology annotation, molecular function: protein binding; phosphatidylinositol-3-phosphate binding. The record is from RefSeq and is a predicted model, not a curated record.